AUGUACCUCUAUGGAAACUUCUCGGGAGUUCUUCAGACAUUUACGACCGAGAAACUCUGCGGGGCUACCGGUGACGACUUUCUUUAUCUCGUCGAGUUGCAUUUCGGCUACACCACGCGGGGCCCUCCCCAUUUCGGCCAAGGCUUCUAUCUUCAAAAUGGCACGACCAACAAGGACCUUAUUCUCGCCGCUGCGGGUGACGAAUAUCCAAUCCCCUAUCUAAUCAAACUGUUCGACCCCAAGACCUCCAUCAAGCUGCCGCCAUUGGACACGGAGAAGAACCCGCGGGACAUGGUCACCGAAAUCUUGCGCGCCUCUAGUGGCAAAGAGCACGGCGUCACCUUCCAGUUUGCGAUUGAAGUCGGUGUCAAGAAGAGACAGAGAGAGGAAUUUGAAUGGCGAAAGACCAAAGGAAGCAAGGAUGUCGGGGGCCAUGAGACGCAAAAUCGAUACACGCUAUACCGCCUCGCAUCCAACCCUCCGGUCGCUUCUUCUUCUUCCGCCCCCGUUCCGGACGACACCCAGAUCGUAGCUGAGCUCGCGUUCCGCAAUGUCAUGAACGUCAAACACAUAUUCACUUUGGAGCUGCAGGGUGCUGGGCCUCAGGGGAGAGCUUGGUGA
Molecule: messenger RNA, 621 nt
Organism: Chaetomium globosum CBS 148.51
Lineage: Eukaryota; Fungi; Ascomycota; Sordariomycetes; Sordariales; Chaetomiaceae
Exons: 1
Coding region: 1-621 (206 amino acids)
Source: RefSeq, a predicted model, not a curated record